This is a messenger RNA of Linum tenue, 1015 nucleotides long. NCBI's taxonomy places the organism in Eukaryota, Viridiplantae, Streptophyta, Magnoliopsida, Malpighiales, Linaceae. The record is from the annotation of a GenBank genome assembly.
UUGGCUCCAUUUUGCAUUCAGUCAAAACUCAUCAAAACCAAGUAGUUCAGUUAGUACGCUUAACAUAUGGAAAUGGGGAGUGAAAGUAGUAAGAAGCAUUUCGUGUUGGUUCAUACAGCCUGCCACGGCGGAUGGGUUUGGUACAAGGUGAAGCUGCUGCUUGAAGCCGCCGGCGGGCACAAGGUGAGUGCCAUCAAUCUGGCAGCGAGUGGAGUCGACCCGCGGAGAAUCGAAGAAAUCGGGUCGGUGGAAGAGUACUUGGAGCCCUUGCUGAAGCUGCUGGAAUCUCUUCCCGAAGGCGAGAAGGUGAUUCUGGUCGGGGAGAGCUGCGGCGGGGUUUAUAUCUCCAUCGCCGCCGACAAGUUCCCGCAGAGGAUUGCGGCCGCCGUCUACACUAAUGCACUCAUGCCUGAUACCCAACACAAGCCGUCUUAUGUUCUGGAUACGUUGGGGGAGAAGUUCUUUUCUGACUGGAAAGACUCUGAGUUCUCUCCAUACAAAAUCAGGAAUGAGACGGUAGAAUCGGUCAAGCUUGGGCACGAGCUUAUGAAGCAGAACAUCUACCAGAACUCCCCACUUGAGGAUUAUGAACUGGCAAAAAUGUUGACAAGGAAAGGGUCGUUGUUUCGAGAUGAUUUGGCCAAAAGGAACAACUUCACAGAGGAAGGAUAUGGUUCGGUGAAGAGAGUCUACAUCUAUGGCGAAGAAGACUUGAUCUUCACAAAGGAGUUUCAGCUGUGGCAGAUCGAAAACUUUAAGCCAGACAAGGUUUAUAGCAUCCCUGGAGGAGACCACAAACUCAUGUUGUGCAAACCAAAAGAGUUGGUCAGCUGUCUCCUCCAAAUUGCAGCAGCGUAUUAAUAAGUCAAAACGACUAUAUAUUCAUCGAUCCAUAUCGAUCAUCCCUAAGAAUAAAUGUGUUUGUGUAAUAUGUAUGUGUGUCCCAAGUUGGCGGCUAUAUAGGCUGCUAGUGGAAUAAAGGUGGAUGGAGAAGAAGAAGGCAUAUAGUUGGCUU